AUGAGAAGAGAGCUCUUGUUUAUGCUUUGGGCCCACGUCAUUGUGGCGUUGAUCUUGCUCUAUAACGUUUUCGAUUUGUUGACCCUCAUCUACGACGAUUCGUUUGCAGAUCAACUGACUGACUUGGAUCUGAACCCGCCAAAGGGCACACCACCAAAGCCACAGCUUAUCCCAAAGAUAAUACAUCAGACGUAUAAGGACACGAAUAUCCCUGAGAAAUGGCUCCCUGGUCAACAGAAGUGUAUCAACUUGCACCCAGACUAUCAGUACAUCCUCUGGACCGAUGAAAUGGCGAGAGAUUUCAUCUCGGAACAGUACCCUUGGUUCUUGGAAACCUUUGACGGGUACAAGUACAACAUCCAGCGUGCCGAUGUGAUCAGAUACUUUGCCCUCAUCCACUACGGCGGUGUGUACAUCGACCUUGACGUUGCCUGUGAGAGACGUUUGGACCCGCUAUUGACGGUUCCAGCGUUUGUCAGAAAGACGAUCCCAACGGGUAUCUCAAAUGAUGUCAUGGGGGCAGUGCCAAAGCAUCCUUUCUUUUUGAAAGUGGUUGAUAACCUCCAAAAGUAUCAUAUGAACUACCUCAUACCUUACUUGACCAUCAUGUACACCACUGGGCCUUUGUUCCUCUCUGUCAUUUGGAAACGCUAUAGACGUUGGGUGCAAGUUCCUGCCUCUGCAGCAGUGAAAAUUAUGUUCCCAGAGGAUUACAAAAAGCAUACAAACUCCUUCUUCUCCAUCUUGGAGGGAUCUUCUUGGCACUUGGGUGAUGCAAACUUCAUCAAGGGACUCGGCAGACACAUCGGUCUUGCCGUUCUAGGUGGGUUCGCCAUUGCUGCCGUGUUGCUGUAUGGUGAGUACAGACUUUACCUCUGGCUCAUCAAUGGAGGUUACAAAAACAACUUUGUCACGACGCUCUGGAAAAAACACUCCAGAAAGAGUCAGGCUAGAAGAAAUAGAAAGAAUUCAAAUCUGACAGGGGUAAUGCUAGAACCGGAGAAAAUUACGGCACCCUUCAUGGAUCCAGAAGUUGGUCUGCAAGACUUCGAACAGAUCGAGCUCACCACAGCCAGUGGACCAACAUGA
Williopsis jadinii is the source of this 1089-nucleotide messenger RNA. Its product is annotated as glycosyltransferase family 32 protein. The record is from RefSeq and is a predicted model, not a curated record. Gene Ontology annotation, molecular function: mannosyltransferase activity. Gene Ontology annotation, biological process: mannosyl-inositol phosphorylceramide biosynthetic process. NCBI's taxonomy places the organism in Eukaryota, Fungi, Ascomycota, Saccharomycetes, Phaffomycetales, Wickerhamomycetaceae. The coding region runs from base 1 to 1089 and encodes 362 amino acids. The transcript is spliced from 3 exons.